GAGACGUUAUGUUAUUGAUCGGAGCCCAGAGGCCCAGUGUUUUUUAGAACGGCAGCAGAAGUCAUAGCUGUAGCUACAGAGCGAGAGAGAGAUGGCUUCGUACGUCGAACCAUUGGACGUGGAGGUGGAGCUUCUAAACGACGACCGAAUGGAGGAAUACUCUGACCCCUUGCCGCCCAGAAUCGUUUACGGAGCCCCCCAACGAUCUAUUGAUGGUUGGAUCAUCUUGGUUACUGGAGUUCAUGUUGAGGCACAAGAGGAUGAUAUCCAUAAUGCUUUUGCUGAUUUUGGAGAGGUCAAAAAUUUACAUCUCAAUCUUGAUCGUCGCUCUGGUUUUGCCAAGGGCUAUGCACUGAUCGAAUACGAGGAAUUCCAACCAGCUAAGGAUGCAAUAUCCACCAUGAAUGGGGCUGAACUUUUAACCCAAACCAUCUUUGUUGAUUGGGCCUUCAGCAAGGGCCACAACAAACAGAGAAGUUUUGGAAGGCCACCGCAUCCUCGCCGUUCCAGGAGUCCACGGAGGAGACACUGAUCCAGAAGUAAAGUUUUCUCUAUUGGAUUCGACACCUAUAGUAACUGUUCUAGGUGAUGUUUGUUUUCCAAAGUAAAUGUUGGGUGAUGUUAAUGUACUUUAGUUGGCUGCUAGUAGUAGCCUUGAUCUCGUUUCGAGUUUGGCAAAACAAGGAUGUUCUAAAACCAGGCUGCUAGUAUUGCUUUAGAUUUACGA
Molecule: messenger RNA, 727 nt
Organism: Rhododendron vialii
Lineage: Eukaryota; Viridiplantae; Streptophyta; Magnoliopsida; Ericales; Ericaceae
Product: RNA-binding protein Y14A-like
Exons: 4
Coding region: 92-532 (146 amino acids)
Biological process (GO): RNA splicing
Cellular component (GO): nucleus; exon-exon junction complex; cytoplasm
Molecular function (GO): mRNA binding
Source: RefSeq, a predicted model, not a curated record